AAGAGGAAAGGGAAGAGACAAAAAAUGGAGCUGGACAAUGUCAGACCAGCUGAAGUUGUCUUCAAGAAAAAGCUUUUUGCCUCUGAGUUCUCUGAGGUAUUCCUCACUGUUGUUCGCGGACAGCAAUGUGUCAUGAAAGUGCAUCACGGACGAGGUCCACGACGAUACUAUGAGCCAGAUCGCGAACUCAACAUCCACAUCCUUGAGUCGACUGCCUACCGUCGUUUGAAAGAGCGAGGAAUAUGUGAGCAACGGAUCGUCCCUCAAUUCUUUGGCACCAUGGUCAAGUUUGAUCCAAAGCCAUGCCAGCCUUACCUACGCACGUUUGUCAACGAUGAAUACCCACCCAGUGCCAUCUUCCUGGAAUACAUCCCAAACCUUGAGAUGCUCGGCCUUAACAACUACACACAAGCUCGGAUGAACAAAUUUCUUGAGGGCAUCCGUGAGAUACACAAAGCGCUUGUAGAGCAUGGAGACCCAAAACCCAGGAACAUGCUCAUCGUCAAGGACGACCCUGAGCGGGUUGUUUGGAUUGAUUUUAAUCGAGCAAAUACCUAUGACGAGCACCGCAUCACAGACAGAGAGCGAGCUUUUUUGGACGAGGAAGAAGAAACAGUUGAAGGCCUUAAAAUGUGUUUGCCGACCUUCCAAAAGGGAGACUCAAACAAGCGUACAUAUUCUACUGUACAUGAUGUAUCCCAUCUUUCCUCCUCACCCAUGUGUCAUCCUAUCUAUCCAGCGCGAAACAGGCAACCAGAGCCAGAGCAAUGCCUCCGACAACUUGGACGACGAUUAUGUUGCGAGCAGAAGUGAGACCAUCAAAGCGGCGCAAGCUUUGCUCGCAGUUGGCUGUUACUACGCAAUCUUCAGCUCCCAGGGGUUGUGCUGGUGUCUGCUGUGAUGCAGAAGCUCCCUGAGUUUUGCGGAGAUUCUUCGCAGGUGGUACUGUUGUAGGCUGGAAAAACUUUCGGUUGUAGCUCAUUCUAAGCCACGGGAUGAUGAGAGUUGGUCUUGCUUGCCUUGUUUGUUUUGAUAGACAGUCCGAGCCAGACCUGUCCCAAAUCCAAUUUGGCGUCGGUACCCGCUAGUUAUCCCAUAUGGCACGUGCCCCUGACCUACCUAGAUAUAACCAAUCCGCUCUAUCGUGAACAAGGCUGGCUGUGUUAGAAACACCAAUCUCUGCCUGCCACGACGGACGCAGGAAAGUUCAUGGAGAGAGAAGGGGGGCAGCAUCGAGAAU
Messenger RNA from Coccidioides immitis RS, 1240 nucleotides. RefSeq lists its product as uncharacterized. The transcript has 3 exons. The coding region runs from base 25 to 813 and encodes 262 amino acids. Lineage: Eukaryota; Fungi; Ascomycota; Eurotiomycetes; Onygenales; Onygenaceae. The record is from RefSeq and is a predicted model, not a curated record.